This is a messenger RNA of Leptopilina boulardi, 843 nucleotides long. RefSeq lists its product as uncharacterized. The record is from RefSeq and is a predicted model, not a curated record. NCBI's taxonomy places the organism in Eukaryota, Metazoa, Arthropoda, Insecta, Hymenoptera, Figitidae. The transcript has a single exon. Bases 1 to 843 code for a protein of 280 amino acids.
AUGCGAAACAACGCCAAAAAUGAGUUAGAGAAAAAUCUGUUCAAGCUCAUGAACAACGCGGUGUAUGGUAAGACGAUGGAAAAUGUCCGUAAGCAUGUCGAUGUGAAGCUUGUCACCAAAUGGUUUGGCCGCUACGGAGCCGAAGCUCUCAUCGCACGGCCGAAUUUCCACAGUCGAUCGAUUUUCGAUGAAAAUUUGGUUGCCAUUGAGUUACAUAAAACUGAGGUACUGCUCAACAAACCGAUCUAUGUGGGGCUCAGUGUACUUGAUAUAUCUAAGACGCUAAUCUACGAUUUCCACUACAGCUAUAUGUUGGAAAAGUACGGUGAUAAUUGUAAACUGCUGUAUACCGAUACAGACAGUCUAGUUUACGAAGUCAAUUGUACAGAUAUUUACAAAGAUAUGAAAAAAGAUAUCCACAAGUUUGAUACGUCAGAUUACCCCUCAAACAACGCGUACGGUAUUCCGCAAGCCAUCAAAAAAGUGCUUGGCCUCAUGAAUGAUGAGUGCAAUGGCAAAAUCGUUACGGAAUUUGUUGGCUUGCGGAGUAAGAUGUAUAGCGUACGCGUUGAAGAUAAAGAGUUUAUUAAGAAAGCGAAAGGUAUUAAAUCCGGAGUUGUAAAAAAGACUAUUAAUUUCAAUGAUUAUGUUAAAUGUCUACGAGAUUUUGAAAUUCAAACUCGAACACAGUAUAACAUUAGAUCGCGGCUACACAAUGUCGAAACUGUGAAACAGUUGAAGGUAGCCCUAAGUCCACAAGACGAUAAACGGUACUUGUUACCGGGGAGUACCGACACUCUACCGUGGGGUCACUAUGCGAUCCCAAAUCUCGACGAUUUGUAA